AUGCCGUGGCACGACAUCCACUCAGUUACCUUUGGCCAAUCAGCUCGCGACGUGGCCCGCCAUUUUAUUCAGCGAUGGAAUGCGACCAAGACGGAGAAAUUAAAGGAUGAUGCCGCAUACCCCUACCUCCUACCGAAAAGCUAUGAAAACCUGAAGGUGCCCCGAAUUUUCAAGAACAUUGCCGACCCGGUGAAUGCACAGGUGCUCCGUUCUCUUUCGGGCUGGUCUGGGAUGAUGCACCGGACAGAGGAUUCAAUCCAGCAAGCCUAUGUCUCGUUGAUUGCGAAUAGCAAGCACUACGUCUACAUGGAGAACCAGUUUUUCAUCUCGAUGACCGGCGGCGCCGACGUGCACAAUGAGAUCUGCCGGGUGCUUGUCGAGCGGAUCGUCAGAGCUCAUCAGGCCCGUGAAAAUUUCCGCUUCUACCUGCUGAUCCCGCUGAUGCCCGGGUUUGAGGGAGACGUCGGCGCACCUGGUGGUAGUAGCUUACAAGUGAUCCUCCACUGGACCUACGAGUCCCUCUCCCGCGGCGACUUCUCCCUCUUUGGCACGCUGAAGAAGCGCGGCGUUGAGGACCCGGCGCAGUACGUGUCGGUGAACUCGCUGCGGACGUGGGACAUUCUGACCGGCAGAUUGGUGACCGAACUGAUCUACAUCCAUUGCAAGCUGAUGAUUGUCGAUGAUGAGCACGUCAUCAUCGGCUCGGCCAACAUCAACGACCGUUCGCAGGCGGGUAACAGAGACUCUGAGGUGUGCAUGGUCUACACGGACACAUCACGGGAACGCUCGAUCAUGGAUGGCAAGCCGUAUGAAGCUGGAAAGUUUGCGAAGAGCCUGAGGGUCAAGUGUAUGCAGGAACAUCUCGGCUUGCUGCCGGACGCGCGACGACCUGCUGGCUUCGCAAAACAGGUCUCGCUAGAUGACCCAGUUUCCGCCUCCUUCUUCGUCGACGUUUGGCAACAAACCGCCCGGACAAACACCAAAAUAUACGAAGAAAUUUUCCACACCUUCCCCACCGAUCUGGUCGAAUCGUUCGAGGAGCUGGCCAAGUGGAAGUCGACAAUGCCCUUGGCCGAGUACACCCCCAAGAAGCGGAAGCCAGGCUUCGCGACGUCAACGGCGUGCUCGUCGAAUUCCCGA
Messenger RNA from Mesorhabditis spiculigera, 1140 nucleotides. NCBI's taxonomy places the organism in Eukaryota, Metazoa, Nematoda, Chromadorea, Rhabditida, Rhabditidae. The record is from the annotation of a GenBank genome assembly.